CUUUUCCAACACUUUUAUCAACACUCGUUUUCAGCUUCGAUGUGUGUAAUUAAAACGUCAAAAAUUAACGUCAAUGGACUCUUCAGGUGGAAGUGGUAAUUCGCCGUUCCCAAAAUGGCAAAUCGCAAUGAGUGUUGGAGCUGCUGGUGCUAUCGGAUUAGUUGGAUAUUGGUAUUUAAAAUCUAAUAGGAGUCCACUAUUUCAUAGGUUUCGGGGUACCAGUGAAGAGUCAGUUGACGAACCUUCCGUAUCAAAAAGCAAAGCAGUGGAAACACCCUUUGAAAAAGCUCAAAAUUAUAAAGCGGAAGGAAACUCGGCCUUUAAGAACGGAAAAUACGAUGAAGCUAUUCGAUAUUACACUCAAGCAAUUGAAAUAUGUCCAGCAGAUAAGAUAAACGAUAUUGCUACAUUUUAUCAAAACAGAGCUGCUGCAUACGAGCAGCUGAAGAAGUGGAGUGCGGUAAUUGAUGAUUGCAGCAAAGCGAUUGAAUUGAAUCCCAAAUAUGAAAAAGCUCUAUUUCGGAGAGCUAAAAUAAGGGAAACUAUUAAAGAUUAUGAAAACUGUUUGGAUGACAUAACAUGUGUUUGCUUAUUGCAAGGCUUUCAAAAUCAAAAUGCACUCCUUAUGGCAGAUCGUGUACUCAAACAGUUAGGCAAAAUCCAUGCACAAGAGGCAAUGAAAUCUAGGAAACCAAUCAUACCUUCAAAAAUAUAUAUUCAGAACUAUUUUGCAUCAUUUUCUGAUGAUCCAGUUGCAAAGAUUUUACUCGAGGUAGGUGAACCGUUAGGACAAGGAGAGUUGAAGGGAUUUUUGAAGGCCAAACUAGCUUUUGCAACAGGAAAGUAUGAAGAAAUAAUACCUGCAUGCACUGAAGAAAUCAAUUCUAGUGAAUCUGAUAUCAAUUAUAUAGUCGAAUCACUCUAUCUGAGGGCCACAUUUUAUUUCCUUUGUGGUCAGUUCAAGGAAGCUUUACUUGAUUUGAAUAACAUUAUUGAAAAUGAAGAAUAUGAUUAUAAAAUAAGAGUAAAUGCUCUUAUUAAACGUGCAUCCAUUUAUAUGCAGACAGAAGAAUUACAAGCUUGUCAAAAAGAUUAUGAAACUGCCAUUGAAAUUGGACCUAAUAUUGCAGAUGUAUAUCACCAUCGAGGUCAGUUCAAACUUCUUACAGAGAAAAUUGAUGAAGCAAGAGAAGACUUUCAAAAGGCAGUCACCUUAAACCCUAAUUUUCCCAUAGCAUAUAUACAAAAACUUUAUGGUGACUACAGAUAUGCUUUACAAAUCCAAGAUAUGGGUCUCUUGUUUGAAAAUAUGGAAAACUUCAAAAAAGCCAUAAAAAAAUUCCCAGAUUGUACCGAAUGUUACUUACUUUUUGGACAGGUUUUGGCGGAAAAACAGAGUUUUGAAGAGGCGGAUGAUUUGUACAAACAGGCUCAGAAUGUGAACCCAGCUAAUCCAACAAUACUUGUACAUAGGGGCUUAUUACUUCUUCAGUGGAAAAAUGAUAUUGAAGGUUCAGUUAAGCUGAUGAGGGAAGCUAUAGAAUUAGAUAACAAAUGUGAAUUUGCUUAUGAAACGUUAGGCACAAUUGAAGUACAAAGAGGUAACCUCCUGCUGGCUAUUGAGUUAUUCAACAAAGCAAUCGAAUUGGUCAGAUCCGAGAUGGAAGUGGUUCACCUUUUCUCUCUGAGAGAUGCUGCUGCUUCACAACUGAAAGUUAUAAAUCAGAUGGGAAUCAAACCACAAUUCGGUGGUAUAUAAAGAUAUUUUUGGCCAUAUAUUGUUUUGUUCCUUUUGUUGUGAUACACAGUAACAGAAUAAACCAUUCCUACGAUCA
Coccinella septempunctata (seven-spotted ladybird) is the source of this 1835-nucleotide messenger RNA. It is a transcript of the gene Tom70, whose product is annotated as mitochondrial import receptor subunit TOM70. NCBI's taxonomy places the organism in Eukaryota, Metazoa, Arthropoda, Insecta, Coleoptera, Coccinellidae. Gene Ontology annotation, molecular function: protein binding. The record is from RefSeq and is a predicted model, not a curated record. The transcript is spliced from 3 exons. The coding region runs from base 74 to 1759 and encodes 561 amino acids.